GAGGGCGGGGACGCGCUAUUUUCCUGUCUGAAGAGCUUACACGUUGCGCUACGGACCAGAACGAUUCCUCAGCAUUGUCAAGUCAGCAUUCAAUCAGAUCAUUGGCGUGUUUGACGACCGACAAAGUCGAAUGAACUCGCGCCAUUGCAGCACAUGUAGCUGCCCCGCAGUGCGCGCCGAUGACCGUCACGAGCUCCUCGCGGCGUUCUCACCAGAACGCCUACAUCAUCUCGAAGAACUCGAACGUGUGUCGGAACGGACGAAAAAGGCUCUCUUCGACUUGCGCGGCGAACACAACGCGUCAUUACCCAUCAAUCAUCUCCCAAUCGAGAUUCUCUCCCGAAUUAUGGUCCUUGCCCAGAACACCCGUGUAAACACCGUGGAUGAAUGGCAUCAAUCGAGCGAAUGGUCCCCCGAGUGUGUCCAGGUCUGCUCGCACUGGCGGAGCGUUGCCCUGGGUACCUCAGGGCUGUGGAAUCGUCUAAAUCUUCAACGUCCGGAGCUUGCCGUAGCUUUGUGCGAGCGUUUUACCAGGAUUCCACUCUGCGUCGUCUAUGACGCAUUCGAUGCACAUCCUACGAGUGAAACCGUCCUCAAACGUAUCAUUUUCCAACAACCUUCCCGCAUCUCCGAGCUCGAGCUUUGGGCGCAGUUCAAGGUCAUCCUGCCAACGCUACGGCAGUUCCAGUCGUAUGCGCCCGUCUUAAGGACGCUCCACCUCGCAUCCGCCAAGAUAAUCGAGUUAGAUCAGGAGAAGGAACUCUUUGAAUGCCUGAAAGGACUCCAUGCACCAAACCUUCAUUCGUUGGUCCUCUAUAACUUCCCUUCCUUCUGGCCAUGGGCCUCUCGAUGGUUCAGAUCGCUCGAUAUGAGAUGCAUUGUAUUGAUACAGAACCUGGAUCCUGAAUACGUAUCAACCCCACCCGCACUGAACAACGUACUCGACACGCUGGAGUCAUUCCCCCGCCUCGAGAAGCUAUUCCUAGAUAACCUACCCAAGGUGGUCCCAGCUCUACCCCCAGGGUCCGAACGCAAGAUCGCUCUUCACGCUCUUCGCGAGGUCACCUUAUCAGGCCCAUGCCAGGAUUGCGUGUCGCUUCUCCGAUGUCUGACACUUGCCCCAACGGCCUGUCUCGACGUGUCCUGCGACAUGGACGCUGAGCACCUCCCCGACCUGUGGGACAUGGUCAAACGCACCGUAACUCCUGGCCCCAUCCGAUUUGACAUCACCGACUCAACCAUCUCCUUAAAAUGCGGUCCGCGCGACCACGAAAACUCGUUAUUGCUCCGACCCGUACCCAGCGAUAAACACAACGAGUUGUUGCUAAGUCUCAGCCAACUGUGUCUUUCGUGCUUGGAUCCCUCUUGUUCAGUCACCCUGGCAGGCAGCUUGGCAGGGCCAUCCCCCGACGUCCAUCCCCUCCUUCGCAGCUUCCGCAACGUACGGCGCCUCAACUUGAAAGGCGGGGAUAUGGUUGCCGCCAUAAUCCACGCUCUGCAUCACCACCGUACGCAAGCCGAUGGAGAUCCCUUGCUCCCUGAGCUCGUCAGCUUGCGUAUCGUAGCCGCGAAGCACACCUCCAGAGGAGAGUGGUUCGGUCAAUGCCGUGCCGAGUUGGCAAGGAGAUGUAAAUCUACGUCCCGCGAGGGCCAGGUACCCUUCAAGACGCUGAUACUGGAACGCUGCAGCGGAUUGGACGCGUCGGAGCUGGAGCUGCUCCGAGAGAUCGUGCCAAAGUUGGUGCUAAGGCAGGUUCAGACCGUGUCGGUUUCGCAGUGACUGUUUCGAUCGUUUGAGCCGGGAACGAGCUUCGGCGAAUACCAAUCCGCCGUCCGUACAGCCAACGUCGGAUGCUCGACUGUCUUGGAUACUUAUGUUGAUAGUUUGAUCCCGGAUGCUGCUGAUUUCAUGCGAAAGUUCUUCCCCCGGGAUGGAAGCUUGCUCGCACUGCAAUUGCCUACCCGUAUUCGUAUUCCAUCAACACCGAAGCACCCGCCUCCAGAGUCCAUGUGUUUUAUGUUCAAUUAGCAGAAUAUACAGUACGAUGUGACUACGCAACACUGGAUGAGUAAUAUAUGUACAUUGGGGUUGGCGGGGCGACGUCGACGACACGAGCCUCCGAAUACAUUCGUACUUAG
Messenger RNA from Punctularia strigosozonata HHB-11173 SS5, 2139 nucleotides. RefSeq lists its product as uncharacterized. The transcript has 3 exons. The annotation marks the transcript as partial. The record is from RefSeq and is a predicted model, not a curated record. NCBI's taxonomy places the organism in Eukaryota, Fungi, Basidiomycota, Agaricomycetes, Corticiales, Punctulariaceae.